CUAGGCCUUUGUCCUUUUACAACCACCAUUCUCAUUCGGACACAGGACAGACCCAAAGCCUUGACAAGCAAGGAUUUUGAGACCUAUCAUGAAGCUGUUUAGCAUCUUCAUUGGCACCCUCUUUUUCAUCGGAGCAGCAGGAUCUGCUGAUGACAUCUUUGAUCUCUCUGAUGCCUUAACUCCUGUUGAUCCUCCUCAGAUUAACCCAGAAAAAGAUCAGUGUCCCAAUGAAGCUCGUGACAUUGUCUUCCUGCUUGAUGGCUCAACCAGCGUCCGUCCCUCAGAUUUCAUUGAAAUGAAAGCUUUUAUUGCUCUCAUGAUGAAAAGAUUCCCUGAGAAUACACAUUUCGCUCUCCUACAGUUCUCCAGCCACUUUCAAGAACAUUUUGACUUUAGACAUUUCCAGAGAAAUCGCGAUCCUGACCAUCUGAUGAGAGAAGUGAAUCAGCUGAGAGGCUCCUCAUACACAGCCACUGGGAUCAGGAAAGCCACGGAGCUAUUCACCACACAGAAAGGUGCCCGAGCUACAGCCAAGAGGUUCCUUGUGGUGGUGACGGAUGGGGAGAAAUUUGGGGACAUGUUGGAGUAUGCAGAGGUUAUAGAGGAAGCCAACAGAGCUAAAAUUACACGCUUUGCCAUUGGGGUUGGCAUAGUUUUCACAAGCAGAGUUGCCCAGAGGGAGCUCCACAGCAUUGGCUCUCAUCCUGUUCCAGAUCACGUCUUUGUUGUGAGGCACUUCACCGGCCUCCGGGACAUCCAGACCCAGCUGAAAGAGAAGAUUUGUGCCAAUCACGGCGUCAGGGUGCCACACACAACAAGAGCACCGUCAGCCUCACCGGGCACCUGCCCCAAGCCUGAUGCUCAGGUGCUGCACAAACUGGAGCAAGUGCUGCAUAGCCUGGAUCAAGUCAAAACCAAGCUGGAUUUCCUGGAGGCUAAACAAGGGAAAUGUGGACAAAGGCCCUAGCAUGUGUCCAAUGCAGAUAGAGUGAUCUACAGCAGGAGGCAAGCGGUGGAGGGGGAAAUGUGAGAAUCUCAAAGAAAGGAGAUGAGAAGUGGUAAGAUAGAGGGUGCAUCCACAUUGUAGAAUGAAUACAGUUUGACACCACUUUAACUGCUAUGCAUUAAUGCUAUGGAAUCUUGGAAGCUGAAUUUUUGGUAAGGCACCAGCAUUCUUUGACGGAGAAGGCUAAAACCUUGGAAAACUACAAACCCCAGAAUUUCAUAGCAUUAAGCCAUGGCAGUUAAAGUGGUGUCAACACUAUAGAUGCACCCUUUCCCCCAUUUUGUAUGCCAACACUAUUUGACAGUUGGGUGGUUUAUACAUUCAGUUUUAACGUGGCCUCUAAUAAAAAUGCUGAACGAUUUCGAAACCAAUAAAGCCACCUGUUUUCUGGU
This is a messenger RNA of Anolis carolinensis (green anole), 1398 nucleotides long. RefSeq names its product integrin alpha-M. NCBI's taxonomy places the organism in Eukaryota, Metazoa, Chordata, Lepidosauria, Squamata, Anolidae. The transcript is spliced from 7 exons. Bases 89 to 967 code for a protein of 292 amino acids. The record is from RefSeq and is a predicted model, not a curated record.